Molecule: messenger RNA, 2472 nt
Organism: Odobenus rosmarus divergens (Pacific walrus)
Lineage: Eukaryota; Metazoa; Chordata; Mammalia; Carnivora; Odobenidae
Gene: ELFN1
Product: extracellular leucine-rich repeat and fibronectin type III domain containing 1
Exons: 1
Coding region: 1-2472 (823 amino acids)
Cellular component (GO): plasma membrane
Molecular function (GO): protein binding
Source: RefSeq, a predicted model, not a curated record
AUGGCUGGGUGCCGGUGGGGCGUGCUGUGGGUGUGCGUGGUGGCGGCCAUCCUGCUGCACGGGGGUGGGCUGGUGCACGGCGACUGCUGGCUGAUCGAGGGUGACAAGGGCUUCGUGUGGCUGGCCAUCUGCAGCCAGAACCAGCCACCGUAUGAGGCCAUCCCUCAGCAGAUCAACAACACCAUCGUGGACCUGCGGCUCAACGAGAAUCGCAUCCGCAGCGUGCAGUACGCCUCGCUGAGCCGCUUCGGCAACCUCACGUACCUCAACCUCACCAAGAACGAGAUCGCCUACAUCGAGGACGGUGCCUUCUCGGGCCAGUUCAAUCUGCAGGUGCUGCAGCUGGGUUACAACCGACUGCGCAACCUGACAGAGGGCGUGCUGCGUGGGCUGAGCAAGCUGGAGUACCUGUACCUGCAGGCCAAUCUCAUCGAGGUGGUCACGCCCAGCGCCUUCUGGGAGUGCCCCAACAUCGUCAACGUCGACCUGUCCAUGAACCGCAUCCAGCGGCUGCACAGCACCACCUUCGCGGGCCUGGCCAAGCUGUCUGUGUGCGAGCUCUACAGCAACCCGUUCUACUGCUCCUGCGAGCUCCUGGGCUUCCUGCGCUGGCUGGCGGCCUUCACCAAUGCCACGCACACCUAUGACCGCAUGCAGUGCGAGUCGCCGCCGCUCUACUCCGGCUACUUCCUCCUGGGCCAGGGCCGCCACGGCCAGCGCAGCAUCCUCAGCAAGCUGCAGUCCGUGUGCACCGAUGGUGCCCACGUGGCUGAGCCGCCCCCGGCGCCGGGACACCUGCCCCCUGGCCGCUCGCCGCCUCCGCCCCCGCCCCCGCCGCCGGAGCCCAGCGAGGCCCCGUGUGCCGACGAGGAGUGCUUCUCGGGUGACGGCACCACGCCGCUGGUGGCCCUGCCCACGCUGGCCCCCCAGGCCGAGGCGCGGCCCCUCCUGAAGGUCAAACAGCUGACCCAGAACUCGGCCACCAUCACGGUGCAGCUGCCCAGCCCGUUCACCCGUAUGUACACGCUGGAGCACUUCAACAACAGCCGCUCGUCCACCGUGUCCCGGCUGACCAAGCCCCAGGAGGAGAUCCGCCUGACCAACCUGUACACGCUCACCAACUACACCUACUGCGUGGUGUCCACCAGCUCCGGGCUGCGCCACAACCACACCUGCCUCACCAUCGGCCUGCCCAGGCCGCCCAGCCCGCCGGGCCCCGUGCCCAGCCCGCCCACGGCCACCCACUACAUCAUGACCGUCCUGGGCUGUCUGUUCGGCAUGGUGCUGGUGCUCGGCGCCGUCUACUGCUGUCUGCGCAGGCGGAGGCGCCAGGAGGAGAAGCACAAGAAGGCGGCCGCGGCUGGCAGCCUCAAGAAGACCAUCAUCGAGCUCAAGUACGGGCCCGAGCUGGAGGCCCCCGGCCUGGCCCCGCUGUCCCAGGGCCCGCUCCUGGGGCCCGAGGCGGUGACCCGCAUCCCAUACCUGCCGGCGCCCGCCAGCGAAGUAGAGCAGUACAAGCUGGGGGAGAGUGGCGGGACGCCCAAGGCCAGCAAGGGCAACUACAUGGAGGUCCGCACGGGCGAGCAGAUGGAGCACAGGGACUGCGAGCUGGGCCGGCCCGGCCCCGACAGCCAGAGCUCCGUGGCCGAAAUCUCCACCAUCGCCAAGGAGGUGGACAAAGUUAACCAGAUCAUCAACAACUGCAUCGACGCGCUCAAGUCCGAGGCCACCUCCUUCCAGGGCGGCAAGUCCGGGGCCGUGUCCACAGCCGAGCCACAGCUGGUGCUGCUGUCGGAGCCACUGGCCGGCAAGCACGGCUUCCUGGCCCCCGUCUACAAGGACACCUUCAGCCAUGGUCUGCAGCGGCACCACAGCGUGGAGGCGGCCACUGGGCCGCCGCGCGCCAGCACCUCGUCCAGUGGCUCCGCACGCAGCCCGCGAGCCUUCCGUGCCGAGGCCGCUGGUGCGCACAAGGCCGUGGCCGCCGAGGCCAAGUACAUUGAGAAGAGCUCCCCAGCCCCCGACGCCAUCCUCACUGUGACGCCCGCGGCCGCUGUGCUGCGGGCCGAGGCUGAGAAGGGCCGCCACUAUGGCGAGCACCGGCACUCGUACCCCGGCUCCCACCCCGCCGAGCCCCCCGCGCCCCCCGCGCCCCCGCCCCAUGAUAGCCUGGGUGGCCGCAAGGCGUCCAUCCUGGAGCCGCUGACCCGGCCGCGGCCCCGCGACCUGGCCUACUCUCAGCUGUCCCCGCAGUACCACAACCUGAGCUACUCCUCCAGCCCCGAGUACACCUGCAGGGCCUCCCAGAGCAUCUGGGAGCGCUUCAGACUGAGCCGCCGGCGGCACAAGGACGACGAGCAGUUCAUGGCGGCCGGCCACGCCCUGCGCAAGAAGGUUCAGUUCGCCAAAGACGAGGACCUCCACGACAUCCUGGACUACUGGAAGGGCGUGUCAGCCCAGCACAAGUCCUGA